GCUCCCGUCGUGAAGGAUCACCUCUCGUGAACUGGCGCGGGGGCCGUACAAUCUAUUCCUGUCCACUCCGGCGUCCAGAGCCAAGUGACGCCACGGUCGUCGGCAAAUCCAAUCUGCUAGAACAGUAGGUGCGUUCUGUAGAGCCCUCGGGACGGGAAGGCAACUUACCGUCGCCCAGGUUCGGAUUGGUCGGCAUGCGCCGUUGAUCUCUCGCUGUCGAGCUCACGACUCCACCUCCGGGUCGAGCCGAACUGGUUUGGAUGGACAGAAGCUGACGGCGGGGUCGACGUUCGGGUUUUGAUGACUCGCGGAACGGGGUCUAGUCAGCAGUCAUCAUCGGUGGGCCCGGUGCUACCGCAGCAUUUCAUCCACAAGGGCGAACUGUCAGAUACGCCGGGGCACGGUGCGAGCGUCGGGUUCCAUGAGUCCCCGGCGAGGCGGUCGCGAGGAUUUCCCAAGUCCUGGUUGUGACCGGUCCACGCGGUCGGACAUGAUGGUGCGGUUGCUUGCAUUCUUCAGAUAAGUGAGACAUCGAGGCAUUCUCCUCGAUCAUCACCUCGAGCCGAAAAUCGGUGGAGGACUUUGUUUGAGAUGCUGGUGGAACUGACAUCUCUACGAAUGGAAAAGCCCUCGGUCUGUGGCCAUGGGUUCUCACAUGGAGGCGGCAGAAAGGGAUCACGCGCCAUGGAAGUGGAGGAACCGGACACCGGGGAGUGCUAUGGGCAAACUGGAACUGACACACUUCGAUUCGACGUCGAGCAAGCUCGCCUCACACUAGCUCACAGUAACAUCAUGACAUAUCGGAUCCAGCUCAUGGCGCCUCAUGACAAAUUGAUGCUCGCCGUUCACCGAGUGUGCUAGUCAGUUGUGCAUUCUCCCCGCUGCGUUCACGUUGGCUGUCACAAAGCCAACCGACUUUCGGUUAAACCUCGAGGACAAAUAAGCCUCUAAGUACCUCCGACCGGUCUGGCCAGUUUCUCGUUUCUGCACAAUCUCAAAAUGAGUAUUGAGUUGAUGAUGGAUAAUGCAAUCAUUAUUACCCUGGACAAUGCAUGGGACAGGUUGCAAAUCAUUUGCAGGGGUAGAUUCAUUCGUUUUAUAUUACUUAAGUAUUAGCUUCAUGACUAUUUUUGUCUUUCAAAGAAGAAAAUACAAACUGUAC
Marchantia polymorpha subsp. ruderalis is the source of this 1162-nucleotide messenger RNA. The record is from the annotation of a GenBank genome assembly. NCBI's taxonomy places the organism in Eukaryota, Viridiplantae, Streptophyta, Marchantiopsida, Marchantiales, Marchantiaceae.